AUAUAGGGAUAAUAGCUAUUUUCCCCCCUGCCAUAUUAGCGAGGUUUGAAAAACACCCCUGUAAAAAAAAAAAUUUAGAUUCCCUCCCUAACAUAUUCAGAUUCCUACAAAUUGGUCCCUCCCCCCAUCCAGUCACCAGAAUCUGAAUUUUUUUAAUAAUUUUUUAAGUUAUUUUAAUUAGUGACAUGGAAUAGUUGAUGAGUUGGCACAGUAAUUGAAGGUAGCUGCGGUAAAAACUUUUCACGAGUUCACAACCCUCAAUCCCAAACCGAAAACCCUAAAAUAAAUUAGGUUAUCUUCUUCUUCUCCCUUCUUCAACAGCAGCAGCAGCUCGAUCAUCUUCUUCUUCCUACAAGCAAAACCCUCGUUCUUCCUUUGUCGUGUUCUUCCUUUGUCGUAUUCCCGCCGUUGCGUUCUCAUCUUCGUCUUCAUGGAAGAAAGCUCAAACACAAGCAUCCUCUCUAAUGGAAGAACAAGACCCAAAUGUGGACACGAUCUCCCAAUGAAAAUGUUUAUUUCCAAAUCCAAAGCAAAUCCAGGGAGAAAAUACUGGAAGUGCAAGCACUGGGGGAAAGAGGAGGAUUGCGAGCUGUUUCUAUGGGAUGAUGAGUAUUUUGGAGUGGACGUUUCAAAGGAAGAUCGUUUGGUCUGUACGUGCGAGACUGUGGCUCACCAGAUUAAGAUGCUCACGAAGGAGAUCGAAGAAUUGAAGAUUACUAUUGACAACACUAGAAAAGUAGUGAAAUUUGUGAUAUCAAUAGUUGCUUGUUACUGUGUGUUUUAUGGUAUAGGCUUAGGUAGAAUGUAAGAAUUUAUGUUAUAGGCUUAGGAAGAAUGUAAGAAACAUGAUUUCAUGAAUGUCGUGUAACUCAAAUUUCUAAUGUGAAUCAGUUGCUCAAUUAUAUGUAACAGACCAUAUUCAAUUGUUAUUUCA
Molecule: messenger RNA, 934 nt
Organism: Vicia villosa (hairy vetch)
Lineage: Eukaryota; Viridiplantae; Streptophyta; Magnoliopsida; Fabales; Fabaceae
Exons: 2
Coding region: 431-808 (125 amino acids)
Molecular function (GO): zinc ion binding
Source: RefSeq, a predicted model, not a curated record